AUGGCAAGCACGCAGUUUCCGAAAUUCAGUGGAAAGGUAACUAAACGCGGUGAUGUUGACUACGAGGCUCAGAGCUAUCAGUAUGCAUCGAGCUCAUACUUGAAAGAGGGAAUCAUUCAACCGGCGGCUAUUAUAAAUGCAGCAGACGAAAGCGAUGUGAUCAAAGCCAUCAAGUAUGCGAAAGACAACAACAUCGCUGUGGCCAUACGCACAGGAGGUCAUCAAUACAGCGGCGCAUCGUCCACAAGUGGGAAAAACAUUCAACUCGAUUUAUCCUAUACAUACAGGGAUUUUACUUGGGAGAAUGAUGAUUGCACGAUAGUGACGCUCGGUGUCAGCUUCUCGUUGGACGAGUUCAAUAAAAGCCUUGGAGGAAAGAAACGAUUUGUGCCACACGGUCAAUGCCAAAACGUCCAUGUGGGUGGACAUCUCCAUACUGGAGGAUACGGUCAGUUGGGCAGAAGUUUCGGGCUCUUUUCGGAUCACAUCAUAAAAUUCCGCAUUAUUACCGCCGACGGUGAACCGCGUUGGGUUAAGCGCGGCGAGGUCGGGGACGCGGAUUUGUUUUAUGCCGUGUUGGGUGGGAGUCCUGGAAAUUUUGGUGUGAUUACCCAUAUCACGCUGCAGGUUCACAGAGACGAAGACUACCCGAAUUCUCGCGGUUUCAGAGCCGUAUACCCAUGGGGCCGCCAUCGUCUCCAAGCCUUGUUGGAUGUCAUGGUGGAAAUGGCCGAAGAUGAAAACUUCCCAGGCGAUUUCGACUAUUGUGUCACGGUAUUGAGCGAGCCGCUGUCUUCGACCCUCGAGGAAGAAAUAGAAACAAACUAUGACAAGAAAUUCCGUAAACAAGAUCCAGUAGUAGUUUGGUGCCCGGUAAUCUUUGUUUUCGUGCAAUGGGCAAAUUUGCAAGGAGCUCAGCAAGAAUACGACCCAACCUUCGUCCAUAAAGUUAAGCAUGCCGGUGGGUCAAUAAGGCAUGUCGAAGUCCACGACACGAAGCACGUACCAAUUUCUCAGUUGACCCGCCACUGGAUUUUCCCAAUCGCACGGGAGUUCGAACUUCCGUACAUCAAGCGUACAUACACGUCCAAUUCCAAGUCUCAGAGGCUCAAGGAUCUCAAGUGGUCGGAGUUGAUUUCCCGUCAAAUCGACGGUGUCGAACACGGAGUCAGUGUGUCAGCACAAUUUCAGCAUUUUGGUGGCUCCAAGUCGCGAUUCCACCUGAACGGAGUCAACAGUCCCACGUCGUUCAGUUGGCGAGACACAAACAUUAGCUACACGAUAGAUGCUUUUUACAACCACGACCACCAACACGAGAGGGCGAUAAAGUGGCAGCAAGGAAACGACAAGUUGGUUGGAAAGCCAGACGCAGCAUUCUGCGAGCAUGAUCGUCGCGUUUUGUGGGGUUCGCACGAUUUGGACUUGAGUGCCAAUAAGGAGUAUUAUUACGACAAACACCCAGAAGGAAAGUACGAACGACUGUGCGAAAUCAAGAAAAGGCAUGACCCGACGGGCGUGUUCACUCCAAACAGAUUUUGCAUCGGUCUCCCAGUUCCAGAUCCAGCAGGGGGCGUGUCUUCGGCUUCCAAGUUUGAAGCGCAGCCUGCUACUGUUAGAAUCAAGCACGCUGGUUUGGAGAUCAUAGAGAAAGUAGCCGCUGUCAUAGAAAUGAGCGUUGAAGAUAAAUUUUGGAAAUUGACGUCGAUGAAGCGCGAGGAAGGCAAGCCUGUUCCUCUGUGGGAUACAUGGAAAGUUGAAGGUCAUGAUGAGAUAGAGACGGAAUCCUGA
This is a messenger RNA of Paraglomus brasilianum, 1788 nucleotides long. The record is from the annotation of a GenBank genome assembly. Lineage: Eukaryota; Fungi; Glomeromycota; Glomeromycetes; Paraglomerales; Paraglomeraceae.